This is a messenger RNA of Moneuplotes crassus, 1819 nucleotides long. The record is from the annotation of a GenBank genome assembly. Lineage: Eukaryota; Ciliophora; Spirotrichea; Euplotida; Euplotidae.
AAAAUAUGGAACCAAUAGAUAAAGAGCAGACUCCUGUCUCUAAUGGAAAAAUUAGAGAAAAGGCUAACAGCAGUUAUUCAUCAAGACCAUCAACCAAUGAGAAGGCAAUAAAAUUUUUCUCAAGAUAUCAACAUUUAAAAUAAGUUUGAACCAAAGCCUAAAAGGACAACUGCUGAUGAACCUCAGCAGGCAGAGCAAGAAGUGCUGGCUAAAUUUCAUUCUACAGAGGAUAAAAUCCUCGAUUUUUCAGCUUACACAAAGAAAGAGUCAAAACAAUCCAUAAACGAAGAUGACCUUUCAGACAACUUUGAAGGUUCUGUUGAUUCAUUAGAACCUGAUGAGGACGCUCCUCCAACAAUCCCUAGAAAGGAGAGUUUGAAAAAGGCAAAAUCAGCUAUGGCUGAUCAAAACUUUAAAGAAGAGUCUAAAGUACAGGAAAACAACCAGAAUAUCCAAGAAUACUUAGAAUCAACUCUUAACAUCAACAUAAUGAAGCCUAAGAAUUUAGAAGAGGAAAAGAAGGUGGAGGAUUCACCAAAGAAUUUAGAGAGCGAGCCUGAUCUAAGUUUGUUAGAUUCCUCGACUUCCCAUAGCUAUAAAUUCUACCAGCAAAGUAAUGAUAAUGAUUCUCUGAAUAAAGACAGCCAUGACCAAGAAGCCUUAAUCGAAGAAGCUAGAAUAGUGAACAGCUCUGACAGCGAUGACAAUUUUGAGAGAGAAGCAGAGGAUGAAUUGAAAUUAGAAGACCCUCCAAAGAAGGAACUUGUGAAAAAGAAGUCAACCAAAGAAGAGUCAAAGAUGGUUCCUCCCAAAGCUUACAAAUCAAGCUCUUAUAAUCCUAUAAAGAAAGGAAGGUUUGUGAGGAAGAAAGAACUCGAAGGCACUAUUGGGAAAGGAGAUACUCUUGGAGGUUUAGCCGUUGCUAAAGUUGAAAUCUUAAAAUUCUUAGGAUCCGGAGGAGAAGGAAAGGUAUACCUCGGUCGAAUCGUUGAACUUGACCAGCUAGUAGCAUUUAAACAAUUUGAGAUAGUCCAAAAUGAUGUUCAGGAAAAAUAAAAUCAUUGAAGCUAUUAAAAAGGAAAUGAAGAUAGUGAAAUAAACUCAGUGACAAGAAUGUAGUCAAGUUCUUUACUAUCCACAAGUCAAAUCUUGAUGGUGACAAUGCAGUCCAGUAUAACAUUCUUAUGGAAUAUUGUGAUGGAGGAAGUCUUGAUACUAAAUUAAUGAAGAGGAAAGGCAAACCUUUAAAACUAUCCCUUACUAAAUCUAUAGUACACCAGAUCCUCAGUGGACUUAAGUACUUGCAUGACAAUAGGAUCAUACAUAGAGAUAUGAAGCCAGCUAAUAUUCUUAUGGAUAAAUCUGAAACAAGAUUUAAGAUUGCAGAUUUUGGAGUCGCAACAGAAGUUAUGGGUAAAAAUAGUAAUACUCACAGGACGAAUACUGGAACUCCUUGGUAUAUGGCCCCUGAAGUUAUUAAAAACGAGCCGUAUAAAUACCCUAUUGAUAUCUGGGCCGUUGGGUGCAUCCUCUAUGAAUUGGUUUCUGGGAAGCGCCCAUACUAUACUUGACAGAACAAAUUUUCAUCAAUGUAUAUGAUUGGAAAUAAUCAUACUCCCUUGGAGAAGAGUGAUCAUAAAGUAAGGCAGAAAUUUAAAGAUAAGGAAAUUACUGACUUUUUGAAAAAAUGAUGGGACCCCGAUCCUUCAAAAAGAGCAAAAGCAGGGGAGCUCCUGGAGCACCCCUUCUUAGAAGGAGUAACUGAAAUAUAGUCUAAGAUAUUGAUCCCUUUGACUUUACAUAAUCUAAAAUUUAUAGA